GCGCAGGCGCGAGGCGUUUAAGUUACUCAGGAACUGCCGCGUCUUUCUCUUUUCCGUUUCAGUCAUGGGCACACCUCAGAAGGAUGUUGUUAUCAAAGUAGAUGCACCGGACACGUUACUGCUGGAGAAACAUGCAGAUUAUAUAGCGUCCUAUGGCUCAAAGAAAGAUGAUUAUGAAUAUUGUAUGUCUGAGUAUUUGAGAAUGAGUGGCAUCUACUGGGGUCUGACAGUAAUGGAUCUUAUGGGACAACUUCAUCGCAUGAAUAGAGAAGAAAUACUGACAUUUAUAAAGUCAUGUCAACAUGAGUCCGGUGGAAUAAGUGCUAGUAUUGGACAUGAUCCUCAUCUUUUGUAUACUCUUAGUGCUGUCCAGAUUCUCACGCUUUAUGAUAGUAUUGAUGUUAUUGAUAUAAAUAAAGUUGUGGAAUAUGUUCAGAGUCUACAGAAAGAAGAUGGUUCUUUUGCUGGAGACAUUUGGGGAGAGAUUGAUACAAGAUUUUCUUUCUGUGCUGUGGCAACAUUGGCUUUAUUGGGGAAGUUGGAUGCUAUUAAUGUGGAAAAGGCAAUUGAGUUUGUUUUGUCAUGUAUGAACUUUGAUGGUGGAUUUGGUUGUAGACCAGGUUCAGAAUCUCAUGCUGGGCAGAUCUAUUGUUGCACAGGAUUCCUUGCUAUUACUAGUCAGUUACAUCAAGUGAAUUCUGAUUUGCUGGGUUGGUGGCUUUGUGAACGGCAGUUACCAUCAGGUGGACUCAAUGGAAGACCAGAGAAGUUACCAGAUGUAUGUUAUUCAUGGUGGGUGUUGGCCUCUUUGAAGAUAAUUGGAAGACUUCAUUGGAUUGACAGGGAAAAACUGCGUAGUUUCAUUUUAGCAUGUCAAGAUGAAGAAACUGGAGGAUUUGCAGACAGGCCAGGAGAUAUGGUUGAUCCUUUUCACACUUUAUUUGGGAUUGCUGGAUUAUCACUUCUGGGAGAAGAGCAGAUUAAGCCUGUUAGUCCUGUUUUUUGUAUGCCUGAAGAAGUGCUUCGGAGGAUGAAUAUUCAGCCGGAACUAGUGAGCUAGUCAUUGAUGAAAAAGUAGCUCAGUAUAGUUUUGUGGUUUUAACUUUACUGUAUUUCAAGUGCUUCUAAGACUUAGUACUUUAAAUUUGUUAAUACUUUGUAUAUGUAUUGUGGUAAAUAUGUAAUUAUACAUAUUAUAAA
Molecule: messenger RNA, 1200 nt
Organism: Elephantulus edwardii (Cape elephant shrew)
Lineage: Eukaryota; Metazoa; Chordata; Mammalia; Macroscelidea; Macroscelididae
Gene: RABGGTB
Product: Rab geranylgeranyltransferase, beta subunit
Exons: 9
Coding region: 65-1060 (331 amino acids)
Biological process (GO): protein geranylgeranylation
Cellular component (GO): Rab-protein geranylgeranyltransferase complex
Molecular function (GO): Rab geranylgeranyltransferase activity
Source: RefSeq, a predicted model, not a curated record